GUGGGUGAACGCGGCCCUCUGUAAUGGCGGAGCGUGGCGGGGACGGGGGGGACGGUGAGCGGUUCAACCCGGGGGAGCUCAGGAUGGCUCAACAGCAGGCCUUGAGGUUCCGAGGCCCGGCUCCCCCCCCAAAUGCGGUGAUGCGAGGCCCUCCUCCUCUCAUGCGGCCUCCCCCGCCCUUUGGUAUGAUGCGAGGCCCACCUCCACCCCCGCGGCCCCCGUUUGGACGUCCUCCUUUUGAUCCUAAUAUGCCACCCAUGCCUCCCCCAGGAGGGAUUCCUCCACCUAUGGGCCCUCCGCACCUCCAGAGACCACCUUUCAUGCCUCCACCCAUGGGGACCAUGCCGCCCCCCCCGGGUAUGAUGUUCCCCCCAGGAAUGCCUCCUGUGACUGCUGCCGGUGCUCCAGCACUACCUCCUACUGAGGAGAUAUGGGUGGAAAAUAAGACUCCAGAUGGGAAGGUUUAUUAUUAUAAUGCUCGGACACGUGAGUCUGCAUGGACCAAGCCAGAUGGAGUUAAGGUUAUUCAGCAGUCAGAACUGACACCUAUGCUUGCAGCCCAGGCGCAGGUGCAGGCCCAGGCGCAGGCCCAGGCUCAGGCGCAGGCGCAGGCCCAGGCCCAGGCCCAGGCCCAGGCCCAGGCCCAGGCUCAGGCGCAGGCCCAGGCCCAGGCCCAGGCCCAGGCGCAGGCCCAAGCACAAGCACAAGCAGUGGGAGCUUCCACCCCUACUACCAGUAGUCCAGCACCUGCAGUAUCCACUUCAACUUCAUCAUCCACCCCAUCCUCUACCACUUCGACCACCACAACUGCCUCUUCAGUUUCGCAGACAGUAUCAAAGUUUCCAGUUUUUCUAAUUGAGGAGGCAAGAAUAAUGCAUGUGAAACAAUUAGAGAAUAGCAUGCAGAGUUAUGCAGCGAAAAUAGAAGAUGUAAGAAUUCAAGAAAACGGAGAGACAACACCCACAACACAAGAUCAGACCCCAAGUUCUGCUGUUUCAGUUGCCACGCCUACAGUUAGUGUUUCAACUCCUGCUCCUACAGCCACGCCUGUGCAAACCGUACCCCAGCCGCACCCCCAGACGCUACCUCCUGCCGUUCCUCAUUCAGUACCUCAGCCAGCAGCAGCUAUACCUGCCUUUCCACCAGUCAUGGUACCUCCGUUUCGUGUUCCCCUUCCUGGCAUGCCAAUUCCACUUCCAGGUGUAGCAAUGAUGCAAAUAGUCAGCUGCCCGUAUGUAAAGACAGUCGCUACCACCAAGACCGGUGUGUUGCCAGGAAUGGCCCCUCCCAUUGUACCCAUGAUACACCCCCAGGUUGCUAUUGCAGCCUCACCUGCUACCUUAGCUGGGGCAACAGCAGUUUCUGAGUGGACCGAAUAUAAAACAGCAGAUGGGAAGACCUAUUAUUAUAAUAAUAGGACAUUAGAGUCAACCUGGGAAAAGCCCCAAGAACUGAAGGAAAAAGAAAAAUUAGAGGAGAAGAUCAAAGAGCCAAUUAAAGAACCUUCUGAAGAGCCUCUGCCAAUGGAGACAGAGGAGGAGGAUCCUAAAGAAGAGCCGAUCAAGGAGAUAAAGGAGAAAGAAAGGGCCUUGGACCAGAGCUUGGACCUGAUGUCCAGUCUCCUGACUUGUAGACUGGAGCCCAAAGAAGAGGAGAUGACUGAAGAAGAAAAGGCUGCCCAGAAGGCAAAGCCGGUAGCUACUACCCCUAUUCCGGGUACUCCAUGGUGUGUUGUUUGGACGGGUGAUGAGCGCGUCUUCUUUUACAACCCUACCACCCGUCUGUCCAUGUGGGACCGGCCCGAUGAUCUGAUUGGAAGGGCAGACGUUGACAAAAUUAUUCAGGAGCCCCCUCAUAAGAAAGGCAUGGAAGAAGUGAAGAAGCUAAGGCACCCGACCCCAACAAUGCUGUCCAUCCAAAAGUGGCAGUUCUCGAUGAGUGCAAUUAAAGAAGAACAAGAGUUAAUGGAAGAAAUGAAUGAAGAUGAACCUGUUAAAGCCAAAAAGCGGAAGAGAAUGUCAAAGAAGUCCUUUAUGUGGAUUGCCCGAGCUUCUCUAUUUAGGAGAGACGAUAAUAAAGACAUUGAUUCAGAGAAAGAAGCUGCCAUGGAAGCUGAAAUUAAAGCUGCCCGAGAAAGGGCCAUUGUCCCUCUGGAGGCCCGAAUGAAGCAGUUCAAGGACAUGCUGCUAGAGAGAGGGGUGUCUGCUUUUUCAACAUGGGAGAAGGAGUUACACAAGAUAGUUUUUGAUCCUCGGUACUUACUGCUCAAUCCAAAAGAGAGGAAACAGGUAUUUGAUCAGUAUGUAAAGACCAGGGCAGAGGAAGAACGCAGGGAAAAGAAAAACAAAAUAAUGCAAGCCAAGGAAGAUUUCAAAAAAAUGAUGGAAGAAGCAAAAUUUAAUCCAAGAGCUACUUUUAGUGAAUUUGCAGCCAAGCAUGCUAAAGACUCAAGAUUCAAAGCAAUUGAAAAGAUGAAAGAUAGAGAAGCCUUGUUUAAUGAAUUUGUGGCAGCUGCAAGGAAGAAAGAGAAAGAAGAUUCGAAGACUAGAGGUGAGAAGAUUAAAUCGGAUUUCUUCGAACUGUUAUCUAAUCAUCACUUGGACAGUCAGUCUCGAUGGAGCAAAGUCAAAGAUAAAGUAGAAAGUGACCCACGUUACAAAGCGGUGGACAGCUCCUCGAUGCGAGAGGACCUCUUCAAGCAGUACAUUGAGAAGAUGGCCAAGAAUUUGGACUCAGAAAAAGAGAAGGAGCUUGAAAGGCAAGCCCGCAUUGAGGCAAGCCUUCGAGAACGAGAAAGAGAGGUUCAGAAGGCUCGUUCAGAACAAACAAAAGAAAUAGAUCGGGAGCGAGAGCAACAUAAAAGAGAAGAAGCUAUCCAGAAUUUCAAGGCUCUUCUGUCUGAUAUGGUACGUUCUUCAGAUGUGUCCUGGUCUGAUACCCGGAGGACUCUUCGGAAAGAUCACCGCUGGGAAUCUGGAUCCUUGUUGGAAAGAGAGGAGAAAGAGAAGCUUUUUAAUGAACACAUCGAAGCCCUUACCAAAAAGAAGAGGGAGCACUUUAGGCAACUUCUGGAUGAAACUUCUGCAAUUACCUUAACAUCCACGUGGAAAGAAGUGAAAAAAAUCAUUAAAGAAGAUCCUCGGUGCAUUAAGUUCUCCUCCAGUGACAGGAAAAAGCAAAGAGAGUUUGAAGAAUACAUCAGAGACAAAUACAUCACAGCCAAAGCUGACUUCAGGACGCUCUUGAAAGAGACCAAAUUUAUCACCUAUAGAUCCAAAAAGCUAAUCCAGGAAUCCGAUCAGCACCUGAAGGAUGUAGAGAAAAUUCUGCAGAACGACAAACGGUAUCUGGUGCUAGACUGUGUACCAGAGGAGCGGCGCAAGCUGAUCGUGGCGUACGUGGACGACCUGGAUCGCCGGGGUCCCCCCCCGCCUCCCACGGCGUCAGAGCCCACCAGACGAUCAACGAAAUAGUUCUUACUACUCUUCCAUAGGGGUGUCUGUUAACUCAAAACGCUUGCAUGAGCCAAUUUUCAGGUUUUUCCAUGUACGUGCAUUAGUCAGACUAUUGCGAAACCAUCUGAUGAACAGAAGGAGAAGCAUUUGUGAACAGUUUCUGAACAGAGAACACUUUGGAAAUAUUUAUGCUUUUCUUUGUGUGGCAUGACUGACAUACAUACUCAAAUAUAGGCUGUCUCUAGUAAAUAAAAUCUUGAAGCUAAAAAAAAUCAUCCUUUUAUGAGGUGUGGAAGUCAGUGACUUGGUGGCGUUCUUUCUAGCAGUGUUACACAUGCAAGGCGUGAGAGCAUUUGUGGUUUGAACUUACAAAAUGCAAAAUACCACAGACUCCAAAAAAACCUAAGCUGGGGUUUGUUCUGUUUUGAUUUAGUUUUUUAAAGCGGGUAAAAGAAAAAACACUGAAAAUUGAAUACUUAUCUUCCAGAGGCCUAAUGGACAUACUUUUACCUUCGUCUCUAAAGAACACCUUAGUUUCAUUUGUUCACUUUUGUGCUUUGAUUCUCCCCUUUGAGUUAUAGGCCCAAGUCUUGUUGUUUAGCCUAAGAGAAGAUGUAUUUAGUAAUGUCUUCUCGGGUGUGGAACCACGGUCAUAGCUGACAUGUUGGCCGGACUAGGACUCCUGGUUAAACCCAUUUUAUUCACCAUUAAGUCAUCUUUAUCAAUAUUCUGGAUUAGACAACAAAUGACCUUUCUUGGGUGUUCCCUGUAAGCUGUCCUCCUGUUUGAAUGUUAAAUUUUUGUUUCUAAAGUUUAAUUUUAAGAUGUUUGAAUGUUCAGUUUAUGUAUUUGAAUUACAAUAAACCAGCCCUUUUUAUAUA
Molecule: messenger RNA, 4336 nt
Organism: Phacochoerus africanus (Common warthog)
Lineage: Eukaryota; Metazoa; Chordata; Mammalia; Artiodactyla; Suidae
Gene: TCERG1
Product: transcription elongation regulator 1
Exons: 25
Coding region: 24-3473 (1149 amino acids)
Cellular component (GO): nucleus
Molecular function (GO): transcription coregulator activity; RNA polymerase binding
Source: RefSeq, a predicted model, not a curated record